Messenger RNA from Oryza sativa Japonica Group (Japanese rice), 1513 nucleotides. RefSeq names its product hydroxycinnamoyltransferase 4-like. The record is from RefSeq and is a predicted model, not a curated record. NCBI's taxonomy places the organism in Eukaryota, Viridiplantae, Streptophyta, Magnoliopsida, Poales, Poaceae. Gene Ontology annotation, molecular function: acyltransferase activity, transferring groups other than amino-acyl groups.
UGAGUAGUAGUAGUAGUUCAGUUCACCUAUGGCCGGCCAUGGGACGCAAGAGAUGGAGUGUUGCUUCGUAGUGCCCAGCGAGAAGACGCCGAAGCAUGUCCUCUGGCUUUCUCCCCUCGACAUCGUCUUGGCCAACAGAGGAGCCCUCACCCCGCUCGUGCACUUCUACCGCCGCCGCCAUGAUGCCGCCGGCGGCGGCGGCGGCUUCUUCGACGUGGGCAGGCUCAAGGAGGCUCUGGCCAAGGCGCUGGUGGCCUUCUACCCCCUCGCCGGCCGCUUCCGCGUCGGCGGCGACGGCCGGCCCGAGAUUGACUGCAACGCCGAUGGCGUCUUCUUUGCGGUGGCUCGGUCGGAGCUCGCCGUCGAUGACAUCUUGACUGAUCUCAAGCCGUCGCCGGAGUUGAAGAGGCUGUUCAUCCCCCGUACUGAGCCGCCGUCUGCCGUGCUCGCCGUACAGGUGACCUUCUUGAGAUGGGGCGGUAUAGUGUUAGGGACGGCGAUGCACCAUGCCGCCGUCGACGGCCAUAGCAUGUUCCACUUCUUGCAAACAUGGGCUGCUUUCUGCCGGGACGGCGACGCCGCCGUGGUGGAGCUGCCCUGCCACGACCGCGCCCUCCUCCGCGCGCGCCCCCGGCUCGCCAUCCACCCUGACGCCUCCUCCGUGUUCUGCCCCAAGCUAAACCUCCGUCCGCCGUCGGCGUCGGGCUCGGGCCUCAUCUCCGCCAAGAUCUUCUCCAUCUCCAACGACCAGAUCGCCACCCUCAAGCGGAUCUGCGGCGGCGGCGCGAGCACCUUCAGCGCCGUGACCGCCCUUGUGUGGCAGUGCGCCUGCGUCGCACGCCGGCUGCCGCUGUGCUCCCAGACGCUCGUCCGCUUCCCCGUGAACAUCCGCCGGCGCAUGAGGCCACCCCUCCCGGACCGCUACUUCGGCAACGCGCUCGUCGAGGUGUUCGCCGCCGCCGCGGUGGAGGACAUCGUAUCGGGGACGCUGGCCGCCAUCGCCGCCCGAAUUAAGGGCGUGAUUGGCCGCCUAAACGACGACGAGAUGCUGCGGUCGGCGAUCGACUACAACGAGAUGGCGGGGAUGCCCGAUCGUCCGGACAAUGGCAGCCUGCCGGAGACGGAGCUGCGGGUGGUGAGCUGGCUGGGCAUUCCGCUGUACGACGCGGUGGACUUCGGGUGGGGGAAGCCAUGGGCGAUGUCCCGUGCGGAGUCAUUGCGCGGAGGGUUCUUCUACGUGAUGGACGGCGGGGCAGCGGAUGGUGACGGCGGGGACGCCGCCGCCGUGCGGGUGCUCAUGUGUAUGGAGGCUGCAAAUGUGGAGGAGUUCGAGCGAUUGCUUCGUGCCAAGUUUGUGUACCCGAGGAUUUGAUUUAGCAUGUGUCGGUUGGCUUUGUUGGAGUCUCUCUUCUCUGUGUUGUGUAAGCGCAUAUUUAUUGGGACUAGCUACACAAUUUAUGACAGAAAAUCCCACGUUGCAUCUUGAAAUUCUAGACCGUUGGGUUGGCUUUAA